GUGCAUUUGAGUGCAGUGAGACUCUGAACAGUAAAAACAAUUAAUACUACACAGGAUUCACACGAUCCAUGCCAGGUUUCGCGCAACAAAAUGGUCGCAACGGAAAUUAGAACAAAGGCUCAGAAAGGAGGCAAAGAUGGUAGGAGCGUUGUUUGUGCAUUUUGCAAGAAAUCGUUCAAAUUCCACUCUACGCUUCGGCAGCAUGAGAAAAUUCAUUACGGAAUUAAGCAGCAUGAAUGUGAAAUAUGCCACCGGCUGUUUCUACACAAAGGCACUUUGACGUGCCACCUUCGUUUGCAUACAGGCGAAACUCCGUAUAAAUGUCCGCACUGUCCCAAGGCGUUCCGUGGGCAAACUGCAUUGAACUGCCACGUCUUUCGACACACAAAAGAAGGAGUAAAAUGUCCCCAGUGUUCAAUGAUUUUCGCUACCAGUUCCAUUGUAAAGCAGCACUUGAAGCAAGUGCACACGGAGGAAAGAUCACACAUUUGUAAUGUGUGCGGCAUGGCAUACAAACAUCUGAAAAGUUUGAGGAUACAUCUCCGUAACCAUCAGAAGCGAGUAUGUCCAGACUGUGGGAACUGCUUCGAUAGUGUCUAUGCGAUGCUUAAGCACCGAAAACGGCACAUCGAGGAAAGUCUCCCAUUCAAGUGUAGUUUCUGCUAUCGUGCUUUUGAAAGGGAGUGCGAUCUGGAAGCACAUGGAAGACUACGUGGUCGACAGUUUCAGUGCGAUAUAUGCUGCCAUAGUUUUAACAAGCAGAUUUAUCUAGAGAAUCACAACCGUCGCAUUCAUUGGAAGGCUUUAGGACUGGAGCGUCUCAAAGUUGCUGAGCCCAAAAAUGGAUGGAACCGCAAAGGUGUCCCAAAACCAAAAGGUCGUAAACGGUUGUCCGCAUUCGAGGAUGAUGCAAGAUUGCAUCCGAAAGAUUCAUGCAACGAAGUCAAUGGAAUAGAAGAAACCCAAACAGAAGACACAAAAAUUAAAUUCUCUAUCAGUGCAAAUGAUAAAACAUUAGAAUAUACGGCAGAAGACCAGCAACCGCUAGUACUACAGUGCACUGUUGUAGAGUGUACAAAAAAUACACUCGAAGAAGGGGACGAACUUACCGAGCUCAUUCUGAUUGAAGAAAAGGAUCUGGGUGAUCUUGAAUUCAGUCUGGUAGAUCAUACAACUGUCGCUUCUGAAAUUGUUGAUAAUCCAUUAGAUAUGGAAAUAGAAACCAUAAAACAAGUAAAGCAUGGAGAAAAGGAAUCCGAUUUGGUUUGCCCUUUUUGUGGCAUACUUUGCAAUGGCGAUGCAGCUCUUAAGCAUCAUAAAUGUGCAGCAAAACGGACAUCCAAUAUCAACACAGAAUCCUUGAUAUGCGAAUUGUGUGGUAAUUGGUAUGCGUCUGCGGCUACACUUGCCAUCCAUCGUACGAAUCAACACAACAGGCAACGAUUUAAGUGUGAUCAGUGUGAUCGCACGUUUGGCUUCCGAUGCUAUUUGGAAAAGCAUGUUAGCACCCAUCACCAAAAUAAGCGUAUAGCUUGCGAGUUGUGUGACAAAUCAUUCAAAUAUGCGCAGGAUUUGAAGGUGCACAUGCGACAUCAUAACGAUUCGAAACCAUUCAAGUGUGAUAAAUGUCCAUCAGCUUUUCGUUUCCCAAGUGCCCUCAGAUGUCACCGGAUUCUGCAUGAGGAAGAUUUACCCUUUGGGUGUGAUAUUUGCGGAAAGAAGUUUCGCUUUAACAACAGUUUACGGGUACAUAAGCGCCUGCACAUUGGUAAAAAAGAGUUCAAGUGUGAUGUAUGUGAACGAGAGUUUUCCACCAAAGCACCAUUGUUGCGCCAUAUGAAGGUGCACAGCAACGGCAAACAGCUUUGUUGUACUAUUUGUGGGAGUGUGUUUUACAAAAAGGUUGACUUGGCAAUUCAUGAAUCAAAAGAACAUCCAAAGCACGAUUUGCUGGGAAAAGGAAACAUCAUCCAUAAGUGCGAACAGUGUGGGAAGGAGUUUAUCAAGAAGAGUAAUUUAAAGGCACAUUCGUACAUACAUGAAGAAGUGUACCGAUUCCCAUGCCAAAUGUGUAACCAAAGCUUUAAGCAGUACGCUGGAUUGAGAACCCAUCGAAUCAACGUCCAUAAGCAGCUGAAAGGAGUGGAAACGAGUUGAUGGAUUUCAC
This is a messenger RNA of Anopheles coustani, 2167 nucleotides long. Its product is annotated as zinc finger protein ZFP2-like. Gene Ontology annotation, molecular function: RNA polymerase II cis-regulatory region sequence-specific DNA binding; DNA-binding transcription factor activity. Lineage: Eukaryota; Metazoa; Arthropoda; Insecta; Diptera; Culicidae. The record is from RefSeq and is a predicted model, not a curated record. Gene Ontology annotation, biological process: regulation of transcription by RNA polymerase II. The transcript has 4 exons. The coding region runs from base 91 to 2157 and encodes 688 amino acids.